Molecule: messenger RNA, 935 nt
Organism: Populus trichocarpa (black cottonwood)
Lineage: Eukaryota; Viridiplantae; Streptophyta; Magnoliopsida; Malpighiales; Salicaceae
Product: NADPH:quinone oxidoreductase
Exons: 3
Coding region: 89-769 (226 amino acids)
Cellular component (GO): cytosol
Molecular function (GO): oxidoreductase activity; FMN binding
Source: RefSeq, a predicted model, not a curated record
AGCAAGCGAGAGCAAUCUCUGAGUUUCAUUGAUUACCAGCUAGUUAGAAGAGAGAAAGGAACUAGAUCAGUUUGCGCAGGGGGGGGAAAUGGUGAGUGGGCUAGAAAAUUCUGUGAUCAAAGUUGCAGCUAUUGGUGGAUCCAUUCGGAAAGCUUCCUACAGUAAUGGCCUCAUUCGAGCUGCAAUUGAGCUGAGCAAGGAAUCGAUUGCUGGCAUGGAAAUUGAGCACCUAGACAUCUCACAGUUGCCAAUGCAAAACAUCGAUCUUGAAGGAGAAGAUCAUGAAGGAAGCUUUCCACCAGCUGUUGAAGAUUUACGACAGAAAAUUCUUGAAUCUGAUUGCAUUCUUUUUUCAUCCCCCGAGUUUAAUUAUUCUGUCUCUGUCAAAGGCUUCUACCACCACAGCCAUGAAUUCCAAAUUCUACAUAUUUAUUCUCUCCUUGAUGACAAUAUCCCAGCACCUUUGAAGAAUGCAAUCGACUGGGCCUCUAGACCCCCAAAUGUUUGGGCUGAUAAAGCUGCUGCAAUCAUAAGUGCUUCAGCAGGAAUGGGCGGUGCACGAGGACAGCUUCAUCUUCGCCAAAUUGGGGUCUUUAUCGAUCUUCACUUCAUUAACAAGCCCGAGUUUUUCUUGAACGUAUUUCAGCCACCUGCAAAGUUUGAUAGCCAAGGAAACUUGAUUGAUGAAAACACAAAGGAGAGGUUGAAGGAAGUCCUUCUAGCGUUGCAAGCAUUUACUUGGCGACUCAAAACGGCAACAAAUGCUUGACAUUCGCCGAGUCGGGCUCUACUUGAUAAUGGUCUUUUGUGCUUUGGAAUUUUUCCAUCCGUAACAUACUUCUUUUUCCCUGUAUUUUUGCUGUAUUAUUUCCUGUGUUGUAAUGCCACGUUUUGCAUUUGAAUAUUGAGAUGCCGUUCCUUUUGCCCUACCUUGA